UGUGUCUUGAAUUUCCCCUAUUCAUCAAAGAUAAGCGGGCAAAACUGGCAAUUGUGUUUACUUUCAUUUAUUGGGUAAGCAAUCAUUGAGUCGAACAGUUGAAGGAGUCCCAGUUAUCGAAACGAUGGCGACGCUACCAGUAUUCAAUCCGUCCACCCCCUUCCUGGGCGAAAUUCCCGGAGGUCUAUCCGUUGGCCAAAGUGUCUUGAUUGUGGGUCAAAUUAUCGGUGAUGAAAUGUUCAAUAUUAAUCUCCAAUCGGGCGCGGCUGUGAAGCCUCGCGAUGACACACCACUGCAUAUCAGUAUCCGGCCGGGCGAUAAGAAGGUCGUUCGAAAUAGCUUCGUCGAUGGGGCCUGGCAGGAGGAGGAACGGGACGGAAAGUGUCCCAUCCGAGUGGGGGAAACGUUCCAGUUACAAAUCAGGGUGAAGCAAUCUUACUACACGCUCAAAAUCGAUGGGAAGAAGUUUGCCAAAUUUAAACACCGUCUGCCGAUCGAUCAGGCGCGAUUUGUUCAUGUCGGCGAGGGUGCUGUGAUAGAAUCGAUUACCAUCGUUGCGGAUGAUUGAUCUUUGAAAUAGUUUAUUACAGCUAUUAUUACUCUAUUAUCAGUUUCUUCUUGAUUAAGUUAGAUCGCUAGAAUGAGUAUACGUAAUUACAAUAUGAAAAUAAAACAUGCUAAACACAA
Messenger RNA from Aedes albopictus (Asian tiger mosquito), 687 nucleotides. Its product is annotated as galectin-4-like. Gene Ontology annotation, molecular function: carbohydrate binding; galactoside binding. The transcript is spliced from 3 exons. The record is from RefSeq and is a predicted model, not a curated record. Bases 125 to 568 code for a protein of 147 amino acids. NCBI's taxonomy places the organism in Eukaryota, Metazoa, Arthropoda, Insecta, Diptera, Culicidae.